AGACGCGCAGCGUGUCUCCUCAGCAGCUCCGGGAGAGAAGAAUGGGAGAGGGAAUGGGAUUGUAUAUGUAGACGAGGCGACGUGUGAAAACAUGAGGAUAACAGGCUGUUUUUAACUAGAUUCAUCUUUUAAACAGAUAAUUACACAUAUCCUAUCAGGGGGUUUUCGGCUUUGUGUCCCUGAGGGCAGGGAUAUUGGCUCUCCCAUUGGAGAACACAGGAGAGAAGAGAACCCUCUUUGUGAAUCCCAUUUGACUAGGAUAAAAACCCCGUCAUAAGAGUGGAGUGGAGUGGUGGUUUCGUCUGACCUUUAACCUCAGUGGGAAGGAGAGAAAGCCACUUCAGAGAUGGACCAGGUGUCAGACGAUGAGUUGGACCACGGAGCCGAGGAGGACAGCGAUAAGGAGGACCAGGACCUGGACAAGAUGUUUGGAGCUUGGCUGGGAGAGCUGGACAAGCUUACACAGAGUCUGGAUGACGGCAAGCCUCAGAAACCGCUGCAGAAGCCUCCUCUCAGGCAGGAGACAAACAUGGCCAACUUCUCCUACCGCUUCUCAAUGUAUAACAUAAACGAGGCGUUGAACCAGGGCGACACCGUGGACCUGGAUGCCCUGAUGGCUGACCUGUGCUCCAUUGAACAGGAGCUCAAUACCAUUUCCAAACCAAACUCUGCGGCGCGCGGCCAGAACAAAGGCCAGCAGCGGGGCCCUGGGGGGCGCAGUGCCAGCACCAAGCACACAGGCACCAGUGGAGGGGGAAGCAGCGGAGGAAGCACGAGUAGCAGUACCCGAGCAUCGCCGGCCAACACAGUACGAGGCGGCAGCGUCAACACCCGCCCCGCGGCCUCCAACAUUUCCCUGGAUGACAUCACCUCUCAGCUGGAGAGGGCCUCUCUCAGCAUGGAUGAAGCGGCUCGUCAGACGUCUUCCUCCUCUUCCUCCUCUUCUUCUUUCUCCUCCACCACGCUCCGUCGGCCCUCAUCGGGGUCGUCCGGCGGCGGCGGUGGCAGCAGCGGGCAGCACAGGAGGACGGGCUCAGUGGGCGCGGUCAGCGAGCAGGAAGCUCCAUCCCAGCGGUCCAGUGUAAAUUCAGCAUGUGCCUCAGCGUCCAGCAUGGACUCCCUGGACAUCGAUAAAGUGAUGGCGGGCGGAGAGGUGGAGGGCCAGAGCAGCCCGAGCACACAAGGACAGAACCAGGCCAGCACAGAGCACUCCUAUCUGGACCGAGAAACCUCACUCAUUCUGAAAAGCAUAGCAGGAAAGCCUUCUCACCUCCUGACCAAGGAGGAACAAGCUGCCAAAUUGAAGGCAGAGAAGAUCCGAGUCGCCCUGGAAAAAAUUAAGGAGGCACAGGUCAAAAAGCUGGUGAUCAGGGUCCACAUGUCAGACGAGAGCUCCAAGACGAUGAUGGUGGAUGAGCGGCAGACAGUCAGGCAGGUGCUGGACAGCCUGCUGGAUAAGUCCCACUGUGGCUACAGCCCUGACUGGUCUCUGGUGGAAACCAUCAAUGAGCUACAGAUGGAGCGUAUAUUCGAGGAUCAUGAAAACUUGGUGGAGAAUCUUUUAAACUGGACCCGGGACAGCCACAACAAGCUCAUGUUCAUCGAACGCAUCGAGAAAUAUGCUCUUUUCAAGAACCCCCAGAACUAUUUGCUGGGGCGGAAGGAUACAUCCGAAAUGGCUGACAGAAACAAAGAGGCUUUAUUAGAGGAGUGUUUCUGCGGCGGCUCGGUGUCUGUGCCAGAGAUCGAGGGCAUCCUGUGGCUGAAGGAGGAUGGGAAGAAGUCGUGGAAGAAACGCUACUUCCUCCUCAGAGCUUCAGGGAUCUACUACGUCCCCAAAGGCAAAGCCAAGGCUUCCAGAGAUCUCGUGUGCUUCCUGCAGCUGGAUCAUGUUAACGUGUAUUACGGACAGGACUACCGCAGCAAAUACAAGGCUCCUACUGACUACUGCCUGGCCCUGAAGCAUCCACAAAUCCAGAAGAAGUCCCAGUACAUCAAGUAUCUGUGCUGUGAUGAUGUCAGGACCCUGCACCAAUGGGUGAAUGGAAUUCGCAUCGCCAAGUACGGCAAGCAACUAUAUGUGAACUACCAGGAAGCCAUGAAGAGGACAGAGGCGGCCUACGAUUGGUCCUCUCUCUCUACCGCCAGCAUCCGAUCAGGCUCCAGCUCUGCCAGCAUACCUGAGUCCCAGUCUAAUCACUCAGGCCAUUCAGACAGUGGAGUGGAAACAGGCUCUUCUCAUGGCCGGUCCCAGAGUGUGGUGAGCUCCAUUUUUUCUGAGGCCUGGAAGAGAGGUACCCAGAUCGAGGAAAGCUCCAAGCAUAUGAGAAUGGAGGCAUCCAGAGGGGCCACUCUGCCGCAUGGUUCCCACAGUCAUCGGCAUCACAGCCAGCAUUCAGCUGAUCACCCAGCCCUGACGCCCCCUCCCCAACUUCAAGUGCAGCCUCAGCAACAGCCCCCACCCCAGCAACAGCCCCCACCGCAGCAACAGCCCCCACCGCAGCAACAGCCCCCACCGCAGCAACAGCCCUCACCGCAGCAACAACCCUCAGCGCAGCAACAGCCCCCACCGCAGCAACAGCCCCCACCGCAGCAACAGCCCCCACCGCAGCAACAGCCCCCACCGCAGCAACAGCUCCCACCACAGCAACAGCACCGGCAACAGCAACAGUACCUGCAACAGCACCUGCAACAGCAACAGCAACAGCACCUGCAACAGCAACUGCAACAGCAUCUGCAACAGCAACAGCACCUGCAACAGCAACAGCACCUGCAACAGCAACAACACCUGCAACAGCACCUGCAACAGCAACAGCAACAGCACCUGCAACAGCAGCAUCACCUGCAACAGCACAUGCAACAGCACCUGCAACAACACCCACCACAGCAACAGCAACAGUACCCACCACAGCAACAGUACCCACCACAGCAACAGCAACAGUACCCACUACAGCAACAGUACCCACCACAGCAACAGUACCCACCACAGCAACAGUACCCACCACAGCAACAACACCCAUCAAUGCACCCCCAGACACCGACCCAGCAACAACACCAGCACCUGCCUCCCCAGCAGCAUCAUCCUCCUCAACAGGCCCCACCACCUCAGUAUUCGCAGCGCCCUCAGCAGUCACCACAGUCUCCACAGCUGCAGACCAUCAGCAACUACAACCACAUGCCCCCACAGCAGCCACAGCUGGCUCCUCCCCCUCCGCCCCCCCCUCCGCCGCCUCCUCCCCCACCCCCAGUUCAAAUAGUGUCAAACUACUCGCCGGCUCCCACCAUGUACAAGUACAGCACCAUCACCAGGCUGCAGAACCAGAAAGCCGCCCAGUCUGCCAAUCACCAGAGGCUGCCCGGUCACCUCCGUGCAUUAGGUCAUCAAGUUCUCCCCGUAGCUGCUACACCAAUGCAGAUCAAACCCAAUGUGAAUCACAUUGCGGCAAGGACUAAUGUCCCGCCUCCCCCCCCACCUCCUCCUCCCCCUCCACCGUCCAUGCCAACCCCUGGUUCAGCCAUGGCUGUGUUAAAGCUGGGCCCUCCCAGCCCAGCUGCGCCGCCUGCCUUUAUUCCUCCACCGCCACCUCCACCUGCUCCACAGUCCAAUGGAGUAACAUUCCCUCCCCCUCCUUCUCCCCCACCACCCCCUUCUGCACCAGCUCCAAUGAGCCAGCCUAUUUACCCCAACGGGUUGAAGGAAAGGUUUCCCAGCCCGCCGCGGGACCUCCUCUCUCCAAAUGGGGUCCUUGAGGAGUCUCCGCCACCUGACCCCGCUCCGCCCCCCCCUCCUCCACCUCCACCUCCGCCGCCACCUCCUCCUCCUCCCCAGCAGUUCCCGGUACCGGCCCAGUUCCCACCUCCUCCUGCACCGCCGCCAGCGCCACCCAAAACCUUCACCCCAGGCUUUGUCCCAAAUACUGCCCCCAAACCCGUGUCACCUGUCUCUCCAUUUCCUCCUGCCCCACCUCCUGCUGCCCUGGGUGGCCCGACCCCACCGCCUCCUCCACCCCCACCUCCACCUGCACCCCUCAAGAAGCAGUUCGGCUUUCAGGCAGGCCACAACUCCGGCCAUCCCCCUCCGACUUUCCCCAAGCAACACAGCUUGUCUAAACAAACGGGAGCCGCUCCUGCCAUGUCUCUGGUGAAACAACUAGCCAGUCAGUUUCCUGGAGCUUCAUCCUCAGUAGCCAAUCACACAGAGAGCCCCAAAGCCCCCCUCUCCCCACCUGCAGUCAAGACCAAACCAAGAUGGCAGCCUGGAGGUGGCCAACAGCUACAGUCUCCAGAGUUCCCUCCUCCUCCUCCAGACGGAAACGCUGGCUUCCCUGCCCCUCCUCCUGCCCCUCCUCCUGCCCCUCCUCCUGCCCUUCCUCUUGCCCCUCCUCCUGCCCCUCCUCCUGCCCCUCCGCCACCUCCCCCAGCCCCUCUCAUGGGCCCGACUCCACCUCCUCCUCCCCUCCCUCCUGGAAACCUGGGCUCCCCCUUGAGGAGGUCACCCUCUGGGUCCUCCAAUUUCGGAUGCAAGAAACCCCCUCCUGCUCCGCAGAGGAACUCCAGCACCAAGUUCAACGCCUCAGCGUCUUAUGAGGAAUCCAGGAGGAACUUGCUCAGCAAGUUUGCUCCCCAUAACAGCGGCCCUCCUUCCUCCCCGUGUCCCACCUCCUCCUCCACGGGAUCCCCUUCCAAGGAACCUUCAACUGGACCCCCUGCUCCUCCAAAACCAGGCAAGCUCAACCUGGCCAACCUGCCCUUGGCACUCCAGUCCAAAGUGAGCCAGGUAAAGCAAACAAGUGGUGGCUUCCCUUCCCCUCCACCUGAGUGCGCCUACUUCCCACCUCCUCCCGCGGCCUCUGAUCUCUUCCCCCCUCCACCACCUCCUGGUAGUGACUCCCACAGUGGAGGACCUCCUCGGGUAGCCGUGGUCAACCCUCAGCCCCAGGCUCCCCCUCCUCCUCCGCCCGUCCCCCUUGUCAGCAACUUGUCAUGGGGGAAGAGCUCACUGAAAAAGACUGCUCCACCCACACUUGUGCGGCGCAGUAACACCACCCCGGAGCCCCCUCCACUCUCACCACCUCCACCCACCUCACCAAAAGGCAGCUCAGGCCAGCCCAAUUUCCUGGAUGAUCUCCACCGGACACUGAAGCGAAAGUCCGUUGGUCGCCAGGGUUCUCUCAACUCGGCCGGCCUCAUGGGCAAGAUGGACCCUGUGGGGACAAUGGAUGACAUGGCGCUGCCUCCUCCGCCCCCUGAGCUGCUCCUGGACCAAGGCAAGCAAAGCAACGGAGGAAAUGGCGGCUACAUGUCCGGAAACAUCUCAGGCUAUGCAACGCUACGACGAGGACCCCCACCUGCACCACCCAAACGGGGGGACACUACCAAACUUACUUGAGUGUUGAACUUCGAGAUCAGGACACUAUAAAGAUGGAUGAAUAGACAAUGAAAGAAUAAUAUGGAAGUGAACAUUCAUUAGUGAAAUGGGAGCGAAUUCCUGAAUUCCUUCUGUCCUCUUGGGACCACAAUGAUGAAUUGAUGACUGUGUAAAUACUAAAACACAAAUCAGACCAUGGUCUAUUAGUGUUUGCUCAUUAUUGACAGUUGUUUAACAUGCUUGGCAUUCUGGAUCGGUGGGGUUUACAUUAUUGGGACAAUUAAGACUGGAGCAGGUAAGUUUGAGGUCACAGAAAAGUAAAACGGUCUUUUAAUUUUCUGCGAUUGUCUAAACUCUCUGGAAGACAUUGUAUGGUAAACCCCACCACUCUGGUACACCAAGCAGAUUUAAAUAAACACUAAUAAGAAUCGUGCGAAUAUUACUGGAUCCAGGUCUGAGCCAAACCAUGUUAUCCGCUUCUUUGCCAUAAGUUUGUGCCACGUAAUGGAGACAAAAAAUACGAAAACACAUCAGGAUCUUUCUGCUCGGUACUGCAUGGACUUCAUGUAAGAACAAGCUGUAAAAACAUGGAGCUGUUCUGGUGUGUGUGCAUGAGUGAGAGAGAUAAACUGAGACUGGAUAUGCAUACAUGCAUCGUGAGCAUGCAUGUAUGUAUGAUUAUACGGUGGGGAAGUAGUUAACCAUUAGGGAAGGCCUUCGUGGAGCGGGGAUAGUUAGGUUUGCUUUUAUAUCAAAUUAUUUAAUGAUCGAUAAAUGGAAGGAUUUUUUUUUAAUAUAAGUCUGUCUUUUAAUAGCUGGUCAACAAAGUCUAGGGAGGAACAAAACAUUAGGGCACAAUGGAAUGUAUAUGGAAAGGUGUAAUUGAAAACAUGAAUUACACACAUGAAGUCAAAAACCAUUAACUUUCAAAUCUGUCAACUCAAACAUUUCUAGACUGUGGCACCGCUUGGCAAAUGCAAAUCAGAAGGAAGCCUUAUCCCCAAAGUCUUGCACAGAGGUCAAAGCAGAAAGAUUUCUGGACUGUGCAACAGAAAAAAUAAAACACUUUUACGCUUUUCUUUAUUUAAUGGACUGUAAAUGGAGGAGGAGGUCUGUGAUGGUGUUCCUUCGUGGACUGAGAGAGUUCCCCCGUGCAUUGGCUUGAUUUUGGACCUUAUCCUUCAGUUUGUAUCUGUACAGUUGCAGCUGCUACUCCGUUAGUCCCCGCCGCCUUCUAAAGUCACACGGUAUCAGGAAGUAGAAUGUACAGGUUGGAUUCAGUCCUGUGAAGUAUACUAGUCUUAUCCACACAAGGUUGAGAAAAAAAAAGAUACAUUUGUCUGGUUAAUGUACAGAGCGUUAAAUCAUGUAGUCAAUAACAGAAAUCAUCUGAGUGGCAUUAGACUGAAUGUUGCUUUGUGCGUCUCUCGUAUCUUGUUCAUGGUGCGUCGGUGCACAGGGGGCUAAAGGUCAUGUCUUGAUUCUGCACCUACAGAGUGGAUCAUGAAGGGUUUAUAUCUUGCAACAAUGCCUUCAUUUUCAGGGUGCUAGUGCUGUCUUUCAACAACCUCAUCGUCAACGCGUCCUUGUUUGCCAGGAUGACAUAUCAUUAAUAUUUCAGACCGUUUAAACUGGUUUUAAAUUGGAUUUUUGUGUGGAACAUGUGUGCUUGAAGUGUCAUGAAGAUUUCCACACAAGCCCCCGUUUAACAUGCUAUUCUUUUGUCCUGCUCUGCCACUUGAAGGCAGAGUACCAUUUCUUAUAACUGAGUAUCAUUGUCUUUUAACAGGAUGUUUGCUACAGUACAGUAUGUAAGUUAUUGAUGUGCUGAUGUGAUCAUGUGGGGCCAAGUGAAAUGAAGAAAAACGGUUGCAGAUGUGUCCUCUUGCAUAUAAACUGAAAAUCACAAUAUAAAUGUUCAAACAAGACCUCAA
Molecule: messenger RNA, 7302 nt
Organism: Cottoperca gobio
Lineage: Eukaryota; Metazoa; Chordata; Actinopteri; Perciformes; Bovichtidae
Gene: raph1b
Product: Ras association (RalGDS/AF-6) and pleckstrin homology domains 1b
Exons: 17
Coding region: 347-5389 (1680 amino acids)
Biological process (GO): signal transduction
Cellular component (GO): plasma membrane; cytosol
Source: RefSeq, a predicted model, not a curated record